Dimorphilus gyrociliatus is the source of this 2863-nucleotide messenger RNA. The record is from the annotation of a GenBank genome assembly. NCBI's taxonomy places the organism in Eukaryota, Metazoa, Annelida, Polychaeta, Dinophilidae.
AGAAAUCUGGAUCAACAUCCGGUUCGGAUUGUGUUUGAACAUGAAAUUACCCUUUUACUACCUUUUCUCAUCAAUCAAUUUAAUUUUUCUGAAAAUUUAAAAGUGUCUUGUCAUUUAUAACUCUGUUAUAAGUCUUAUACUGUGAUAAAAUCAUAAAAAGUUUCAGAUUGGUAAAUUAAUAAAGAUGGAUGAAUUACGCGAAAUUAAUCUCAUUGAUAGAAAUAUAACAAAUCUUCAUUCUUUAUCAAUAACAGGACAUUUAGUUUCUCUUAACCUCCAUUCUAAUAAGAUUGAUCGUAUUAUAAACUUAAAAGCAGCUGUUAGUUUACAAUUUUUGGAUCUCUCAUCAAAUAAAAUAAAAUAUAUCGAAGGCUUAGAGAGUCUCGUUAACCUUAGAAACCUGAAUUUAUCAUGUAACAAGAUCGAGACGGUUACAGGUUUACAUAAUACAAAGAAUCUUGUAAAGUUAGAUGUUUCGCAUAAUAAGAUAAGUGAUUUAUCUGGUUUGAGAAGUAUUCCAUCCACCAAAUUUAGUAUCUUAAAUGCCUCUGGGAAUACAUUGACAGAUUUUGAGCACGUCUUAGCCUGUUUAGAGGCAUGUCGUUACUUAAAAGAGUUAUUAUUUAAUCAAGGAUCUGCUACAAAUGCAAUUUGCUGUGAAUCUGAUUAUCAAAAGUCAAUAUGGAAUACUCUACCGUAUCUACAUUCUUUAGAUGGAAAGACUAAAAAUGGAGAAAUAGCUGAAAAAACGUUUUCGUUCUCCCCUCACUUAAACGAAUUUUCAGAAUUUCUUCAUUCAAAUUCAUCCGAUACAUCAAUCUUAGAUUCUAGAAUAAUGACGCCGAAGAUUGAUGCUGCACUAGAAAAAUUCCGUAGCAGAAGAGUAAAAACGCCAGAAAUAUCCACUGUAAGCAGCAAUGAAUCAACUAUUCUAAGCGAGGAACCAUCGAAAGAUGAAACUAGAAAUAAAACUUCAUUGAAAGUCGAAAGUAAAGAGAGAUUAGAAAAUAUUGAAAAACAAUUGGCCGAUCUACUCGAAAAGUCAAAAUUGAAAGAGGAAAGAGUUACAACUACUAGUUCAUGCACUCAAACUGAAACAAAUAGAAAUAAAAAUGAAGUUCGAUCAGCUUUUGUCAACGGAACCAAAAAACCGGCUGAAAAUAUUACUAAAAGAAUUGAAAGGGAAAAGAUGGACGAGAAACGUAUAAAAUUUGAUUACGAUCGUCUUCACCAAGCUGAAGCUGCAUCCCAUAGAUUAGCUUCGAUGGUUCGUCAAUUACAGCAGACCCUUUCAGAGGAACGAGACAAGAGAAUAGAAUGCGAGAAUUCUUUAGAAACAAUGCGCUUGGAGCUAAAAGAGUCUUCCGAAUAUAUCAAUCAAUUACAUAGUAAAUGCAUCAAUUUAGAGAAAAGUAAUGGGGAACUAGAAAAGAACUACGCCGAACGAUUCGACGAAUUGAAUAAAGAAUUGAAGAUAAAUCAGAAAGAAAAUUUUACUAUUUCACAACAAGUUCGUUUAUUCGUUGAAAUCCUAAAGGGAGAGAAUAUUGAUUUGAAAGCGCAGUUAAAAGCUAAAAAGGAAGAAUACGAAAAAGAAUUAAACUUAAGACUUUCCAAUGAAAAAAUAGAUGGCACCCAAAAGAUGAAAAUCGAUAUGUUGGCAAACGAAUAUAGUAGGCUCGAAGAUGAACUUAGAAUUGCUCUUGUAAUAGAGGCAGAGACAAGAGAAAAAAUCGUAAAAGAAUUAGAGACUAAUAAAAAUGAAUUAUCAGAAACGAGAGAAGCCCUAAAAGAAUCCACAGAACAAAAUGUUAAGUCUUCGAAAAUGAUUAACGAACUAACCCAAUUGGUGAAAGAACAAAAAGGGAGAUUAACGGAACUAAAUAAAUGCAAGCAUGAGCAAGCAUCGGAUAUGAAAGACCGUAUAACUGAACUGGAAAAACAUGUAGAUGAGGCUAAGCGAAGAAUGAUACAGUUAGAAUUAGUAAAAAAGGAGAGAAAUGACUUAUUGGCUCAGUUGACAGCUGUUAAAUCGAUUAACGAAGGUCUGAAAGCUGAGAGAAAAGUUUGGAGUGAAGAACUUGCCGAGCAGGGGUCAAGUUUAGCUCAAGAAAGGGGAAGGCUAGAGGCUAAAAUCGAAUCUUUGAGAAAUGAAAAUGCAACUUUAGCAAAACAACUAGAGUCUGAAGUUGAUACAGUAAGAAUAAAAACGGCUAUAAUUCAAGAUCAAACGUCAACAAUAGCUAAACUUAAAGAAGCUUUAUUAGAGAGGGAUGCUGAAGUUAAGGAAGCAAGGAGUGAUGCCCUUCGUUCCGAAAGAGAUUUACAUGAUCAUUUAGAAAAUGACGCUUGUGUUCAGAAAGAUUAUGAUGAUAGAUUAGAGAGAAUGAGAAAUCGAAAAGAUGACCUAAAAAAGAGAGUCUCUGAAUUAGAAGAGGAAGUUGAAAAUUGGCGUAGAUCUCAUAAUGCGAUCAAGUCCCAAUGGAGUGAAAAAUGCGACUUGAUCGUCAAAUUAGAAGAGAAAGUUCGUAAAUUAAAGUCUGUAUGGGAUGAAAAGCAUAAAAAAUUAAACGAAGAGAAGAAUACUGCCGUCCAAUCUGCCGAAGAAAGCCGAAAAAAUUUACAAGCGGCUGAUGAAUCUUUUCGAAAACAGUUAGUCGCACAGAAAGAGCUGUUAGAAUCAGAAAUGAGGCAAAGAAUUUUAGAAAAGGAUAGAGAAAUAGCUGACCGAUCAGCUAGAGUAAAAGAAGUCGAAGAUGAAAUGAGGGAAUUGCUAAAGGACACUGAAGAAGCCAAAGCAGCAACUGAGACUAAAUUGCGUAAAUUACAAGACGCUCUUUCCAGUUUACAGACCGCUUUUUGA